GUCACGAGGUCUUUCCCUUCACGCCUUAGCAAUCGCUGUUUCGGCAUUGGCGGCGUACAAUACAAGUCACCGCCCUGCCAAGCGUCUUUGUACCUACUCAGACCAUCACCAAACUCUUCGACGAGCCACCACCUACCACCACACACCCCUUCCUUGCUGGCAACCUCAACUAUUAAAGUACAAAUAAAAAUAGACCUGGCGGAGUUGCUAGGAAUACACUCGGCUUAAUAAUAUUGUAUCCUCAUAUCGGUCCUCCACCAACAUGGCUUUCGCUACAAAGAGCCUCUUCGGGGAUUUCAUCACCGCGAUAGCCUUCUUUGUCCUCCUCGCUCAGACUGCUGCAUCCGAUUUCACUGUCUCUUACUGCUCUUCCCAGAACACGGGCUCAGGCAGCGAAGAUUUGGUCCACAUCUGGCAAUCCAAUGGCUGGUGCCAUGACAAGUGCGUAGACGUAGCUGCCUUUGCCGUAGUCCAGAAUCAGUCUUGUUGGUGCUCCGACUACAUACCUGCCAACCAACAAGACACCGGCGAUUGCAAUGAGGACUGUCCUGGAUUUCCAGACGAGAAGUGCGGCAAUCAAGAGAAGGGCUUGUUUGGCUACAUUGCUCUUGAAAAGAAGCCUUCUGGCACUCAAAGUGCCUCACAGCCCUCUGUGACCAAAGUGAGUACUCCUCCAGUAUCUGCUUCUUCUCAGUCGCCGAGCUCUUCGGCUGCACCUUCAUCGGACGCCCCAUCAAGUGAGCCGACUGCAGUCAGUAGUAGAUCUCCUUCUCUCCUUGCCUCUGCAAGCAUUGAUAUUACUGCAUCGUCGCGCUCGUCUAUUCAUAUUCUUUCUCAAUUUACCUUUCCAUAUACCCAAUUGGUUGCUCGUUCUACAAUUUCAGUUGGAUCAUUUUCUUGGAUUAGUUUGUCUCCUUCAGCUCCGCCAAGUCCUGUUUCCUCUGCCAAAGAGACCCACCAGAACCCAGAGACUGUCGUUGAGACCGUCACUGCGUCCCCUCCGGUGGUCACAUUGACACCUUCUGCACCAGGUCCUGCUGCCACGACUUUCAAAACGACCGCAUCGAGCGUACCGAGUCAGGCUUUUGUCCCCACGCCUAUCACCAGCGUUCAGACCCUGACCGUCAGCGGUGUCGUUGUCACCCAAACUGUUGUAUCCUCCGCUGGAGCUGCACCAGCUUUGACCGACCACCAAAAGAAAGGCACUCCCAUUGGGGCCAUCGUCGGAGGCGUCAUAGGUGGCCUUGUAUUCCUUGUGCUGCUUGGCCUGUUAGCCUUCUUCCUUAUGAGGAGAAGGAAGCUGCAACAAGACGGAGGUCAAUCUGGAGUCCAGCGUAACACGAGUACAAUGAGCAGGAGUGGACUAUUGGCAGGUGAAAAACUACCAGCCAUCCACACAAAUGUCAAGCGUAACAGUCGUUUCGGCGUCGAUAACGAUUCGAUUAGCCCAAUCUCUGGUUCGGACAGGCGAAACAGCCGCCCCUACAUCUACGACCAACGUCUCAACCCAUCCGCUAUGAUGACUCUAGACAAUGUGAGCCGAGCUAGUGUUGUCAGUCUAGACGAUGGACGGGAUUAUGGACGGACCCUCAAUGUCACCAACCCUGAUCCUGACCCUCACCCUAAGUGAUCAGAUCCAAAGUCCACUAACGUUCGGAAAUCUCCUCGAACACUUCCCACACCAUAACGAAUAACGACUAUGAAAACUGUGCGACUACUCGGCUGCCCCCUCUUGAUAUUCCCCCAUAAGCAUCGGCGUAUUGGCGUUCUGGUUUGU
This is a messenger RNA of Lindgomyces ingoldianus, 1777 nucleotides long. RefSeq lists its product as uncharacterized. The transcript has 5 exons. The record is from RefSeq and is a predicted model, not a curated record. Lineage: Eukaryota; Fungi; Ascomycota; Dothideomycetes; Pleosporales; Lindgomycetaceae. The coding region runs from base 263 to 1630 and encodes 455 amino acids.